GCGGGGCCUAGCCUGAGGAGAGGUGGACGGCGGGCGGAGCCGGCAUUGCCUCAGCGGCGCGGGCGAGUUGGUGUCGUGGCCGAGGCUGGGCUCGGAGCCGUUUCUCUCAGUCCCGCUCGGAGGAGCUCCCGCCGUCUCCUGGCCGCCGGCCGUUCUUUCCUCCACGCGUCGGGCCCGGUCCGUGACUGGAAAGGCCUAAGUCUCCUCAGGCGCCUGAGGAGAAGGCCUGAGGCGGCGCAGUCCGUCCUCCUCCUCUUCUUCCUCCCCUCCCCCCCCCCGAGAGUCAACCGGGGAGACCCGGCGGCGGCUCCUUCUCUCCUCCCGCUCCUCCUCCUCCUCCUCCUCCGGCAGCGGUAUCGCUACCACCACCACCACAAUCCUCCUCAGCAUGUCGGCGGGCGGGGAUUUCGGCAACCCGCUGCGGAAAUUCAAGCUGGUCUUCCUCGGCGAGCAAAGCGUUGGGAAGACUUCCUUGAUCACCAGAUUCAUGUAUGACAGCUUUGACAACACCUACCAGGCAACAAUCGGCAUUGACUUCUUAUCGAAAACCAUGUACCUGGAAGACCGCACAAUCAGGUUGCAGCUCUGGGAUACUGCGGGCCAGGAACGUUUCCGUAGCCUCAUUCCCAGUUACAUCCGCGACUCUGCCGCCGCUGUAGUAGUAUACGAUAUUACAAAUGUAAACUCAUUCCAGCAAACCACAAAAUGGAUCGAUGAUGUCAGAACGGAACGGGGUAGUGAUGUGAUCAUCAUGCUUGUAGGAAACAAAACAGAUCUAGCAGACAAGAGACAAGUAUCUAUUGAAGAAGGAGAAAGGAAAGCCAAAGAGCUGAAUGUGAUGUUCAUCGAAACUAGCGCAAAGGCCGGAUACAACGUAAAACAACUUUUCCGACGUGUGGCUGCUGCUUUGCCUGGCAUGGAGAGCACGCAGGAGAAAAGCAGAGAAGAUAUGAUCGACAUCAAACUUGAAAAGCCUCAAGAGCAGCCAGUCAGUGAAGGAGGCUGCUCCUGCUAAUAGUGUGUUGGGGUUUUUUGGUUUUUUUUGUGUUUUGUUUUCCUUCCUUCCUUCCUCAAAACCAUCACUGGCUUCUCCUGCCCCCCUUCCUUCCCUCCUUCCCCGCUCCUUCCUUCCCUCUCUUCAGCCUCCCUGUGACAAUUGCCUUGCCUCCUCCUUCCCCAUACCACCUCCACCACUUGACCCCAGCACGGAUCCUCAUCUGCUGCCUGUCUCGUGAAGAUGAUCUGUUAGCUUCACAAGCACAAAAAGAAAACAAAACAAAAGUCGGUGUCUUCAUUGCAUAGAGAAGGAAAAGGGUCGCAAGAGCCCAAACCACCCCUACCGUGUUCCCGUAGUUCUAGGAAGUUGAGUACAGCUUUGUUGAGGUCUGUUCCUUUUCUUUUUUUUCCCCCCUUUCUUUUCUUUUAUAAAGAAAAUUAAAACAUUGCACUUGUCAAAUGGAUGGAAAGUGGGGAGGUGGGGGGGGGCAAUGAGGAUGGCACCUGGUUUUGCCGUCGCAAGGGACGCGUGUCACAGGGUGGAAGAUGCCGUUGCAGGCCACAGAGCGUUGACAGAAGAGCAAAACCUAAGAGAGACUGCGCGGCCUUUUCAGUCCAGCAAGCGAAACUCAAAAGGUGGCCUGUUAAAUCCUGCUUUCAAUUGUGUUGUUUGCUACUUUUAUAGCGCAGACAAACCGUCUUUCAGCAUCGGCUGGUGAGAUGCUUUUUUUUUUCUUCUUCUUAAGGUGCACGGUUCCAGAUCGCCUGUGUGGCACCCACCGAAGGGCUUAGAAAAACCUCUUGAGAAGCCCCACAGUUAAACUGGGUCGCAGUGCAGUCUCUGGCUGGUUUUUGCGUUUCUGGGCACGUUUUCAGAA
This is a messenger RNA of Ahaetulla prasina, 1874 nucleotides long. RefSeq names its product RAB6A, member RAS oncogene family (gene RAB6A). NCBI's taxonomy places the organism in Eukaryota, Metazoa, Chordata, Lepidosauria, Squamata, Colubridae. The record is from RefSeq and is a predicted model, not a curated record. Gene Ontology annotation, molecular function: GTPase activity; GTP binding. The coding region runs from base 389 to 1015 and encodes 208 amino acids. The transcript has 8 exons.